CUUUUCCGUUCUUCCCAAGGCCGUAUUUCAGCCCUGGCAUCGCCCGCCUCCCGCCCAGCAUUUGCAUCCGCAUCCCAACGAACCUGACCCGGCGAUCGCCUCUUUUGAAUCGAGACCUCGUCCUAUCCCCCCCUGCCUUUCUUCUCUGCAAGCGCUAACAUGAAGACCUUCACUCGCGAAGAAGUCGCCCGUCACAACACGCCCCAGUCGGCCUACAUCAUCAUCGACUCGCGUGUCUAUGACAUCACCCGGUUCGCUGCCUUGCAUCCUGGCGGCGAGCAGCUCCUCCUCGAUCUGGCCGGCAAGGAUGUCACCGGUGACUUUUACGGACUCCAUUCCCAGCAAGUCCUCCACAAAUACGCCCCCAGACUCUUGAUUGGCUCCAUCGAAGGCGAAAACUUUGUGGACGUGGCUGCGGACGCCAUCGUGCCCUUCCCUUACGCCGAGAGCAACUUUUGGUUCGGCCACAAGUCGCCCUACUACAAAGAGUCGCACGUCCGCUUCCGUCAGGCCCUCCGCAGCUGGCUGGUCAAGGAGAUUGUUCCCGAUGCUGCUUCUCAAGAUGAUCUUGGCAAAGCUCCCAGCCCUGAGCUGUACCAAAAGUUUGUCAACUUUGGCGCCAUCGUCAUGGCCCUGGGCCCUGGCCCGCACCUCAAGGGAUAUAACCUGCCUGGCGGAGUCAAGCCCGAAGAGUUUGACUACUUCCACGAAAUGAUCUGGCACGAGGAAACAUCUCGACUUGGCCACUUUGGAUACAUUACCGGAUUUGCCUCUGGCACGGUCAUUGGCCUCCCUCCCCUCAUCAACUUUGGAAAGAACCACCCUGUCGCCCAGAGAAUGCUUGGCGAGGUCCUGAGCGGCAAGAAACGCAUCUGUCUGGCGAUCACGGAGCCGUACGCCGGCAGCGAUGUUGCCCAGAUCCGAACCACGGCCGUCAAGAGCCCUUGUGGAAAGUUCUACAUUGUCAACGGUGUCAAGAAGUGGAUCACCAACGGUUGCUACUGCGACUAUUUCACCACCGCUGUGCGCACGGGUGGCCCUGGCAUGGGUGGCAUCUCUGUUCUGCUCAUCGAACGAACUGAGGGCGUUCAGACCAAGCACAUCAAGACCUCGUACUCGGCCUCGGCCGGCACGGCCUAUGUCAUCUUUGAGAACGUCAAGGUCCCCGUCGAGAACUUGCUUGGCAAGGAGAACCAUGGUUUCCCGAUUGUCAUGUCCAACUUUAACCACGAACGCUGGGUCAUGAUCUGCUCCACGGUGCGUCAGUGCCGCAAGGCGAUCGAGGACUGCAUGAAGUGGGCCAACCAACGAGUCGCCUUUGACAAGAAGCUGAUCGAGCAGCCCGUCAUCCGCUUCAAGCUGGCCGGCAUGAUCUCCGAGGUCGAGAGCAUCCAGAACUGGCUCGAGAACGUCACCUAUCAAAUGAACAACAUGAGCUACAAGGAGCAGUCCGAUAAGCUUGCCGGUCCGAUUGCACUCCUCAAGUUCCAGGCCACCCGCGUUGCCACCAAGGUCUCGGACAAUGCCUGCCAGAUCUUUGGUGGCCGUGCGAUCACCAAGACGGGCAUGGGAAGCUUUAUCGAAGGCUUCCAGAGAACAUUCAAGUUCCAGUCCAUCCUUGGUGGUUCUGAGGAAGUCCUGGCUGACCUUGGUGUCCGCCAAGCCAUGCGCUCCAUGCCCCAGCACGCCAAGCUCUAAACGGGCCAGCACCCCAGUCGUUUUGCAUCCCCAAUACAGUUGCGUUGGUUCCAAGAGCGAGCCACCAUCGA
Polychytrium aggregatum is the source of this 1769-nucleotide messenger RNA. RefSeq names its product acyl-CoA dehydrogenase/oxidase. The record is from RefSeq and is a predicted model, not a curated record. The transcript is spliced from 12 exons. Gene Ontology annotation, molecular function: oxidoreductase activity, acting on the CH-CH group of donors; flavin adenine dinucleotide binding. Lineage: Eukaryota; Fungi; Chytridiomycota; Chytridiomycetes; Polychytriales. The coding region runs from base 160 to 1698 and encodes 512 amino acids.